Molecule: messenger RNA, 723 nt
Organism: Spirodela intermedia
Lineage: Eukaryota; Viridiplantae; Streptophyta; Magnoliopsida; Alismatales; Araceae
Source: the annotation of a GenBank genome assembly
AUGGAGUCUGGUGGAGGAGGGGCAGGGGGGGAGAUUUGGUCGCCGACGGAGGCGGAUAAGGCGCCGGCGGGGCUGACCAGAGAGGAGUACGAGGAGCUGCGAGGAUUGAUCGAGGAGCGGCAUACGUACAGGGUGGCGGCGGGGCAGUGCUCCUCGCUUCUGUCGCAGCGAGUUCGUGCCCCGGCCUCUGCGGUUUGGUCGGUGGUCCGGCGAUUCGAUCGCCCUCAGGUGUACAAGCACUUCAUACGCAGCUGCGCUCUGAAGGAUGACGGCGGCGGGAUCAGGGUGGGGUGCCUGCGGGAGGUGAGCGUCAUCUCGGGGCUGCCGGCGAACACCAGUACGGAGCGGCUGGAUAUUUUAGACGAGGAGCGCCUGGUGGCGGGAUUCAGCAUCAUCGGCGGCGAGCACCGGCUGAGGAACUACAGGUCGGUGACGACGGUGAGCGAGUUCAAGAGAUCUGAUCGGGAGAAGGAGGAGGCCGGAGAAGACGAGAUCCGGAGCAUCGUUCUGGAGUCGUACAUCGUGGACAUCCCGGAGGGGAACACGGAGGACGAUACGCGGAUGUUUGCCGACACGGUCGUGCGGCUCAAUCUCCAGAAGCUGGCGUCGGUGUCGGAGGCCCGAGCCAGCGAUCGCGCCAGCCGCGGCUACGACGGCGACGAGGAGGACGAGCAAGUGGAUCACCAGGGGACGGUGAAGAAGAGAGCGCGGGGUAUCGAUUGA